Silurus meridionalis is the source of this 3988-nucleotide messenger RNA. RefSeq names its product protein phosphatase 1 regulatory subunit 3G (gene ppp1r3g). Lineage: Eukaryota; Metazoa; Chordata; Actinopteri; Siluriformes; Siluridae. Bases 1654 to 2373 code for a protein of 239 amino acids. The record is from RefSeq and is a predicted model, not a curated record. The transcript is spliced from 2 exons. Gene Ontology annotation, cellular component: protein phosphatase type 1 complex. Gene Ontology annotation, molecular function: glycogen binding; protein phosphatase 1 binding. Gene Ontology annotation, biological process: regulation of glycogen biosynthetic process.
CAAAAUAGAAAGUAAAUGAACAGAAGAGAAAUCCAAAUCAGAUCUAUAUUGUGUGACUACCCUUCUGGCAUUCGAUUCUUAAUUUUGCACACUUUGCACACAAAGUCAGGGAUUUUGUAGGAUCAGAUUCAGGUAUAUGAUUAACCAAUGAUACCAAGCAGGUGCUAAUGAUCAUCAGCUUCAUAUGUGGGUUGAAACGCAGUCGUUAACUGAAACAGAAACAGGUGCGUAAGCUGAGACUGUGGAAGACAGUUUUAUGUCACAGGCCAUACAAGAUUGAGCACAGCAACAAGACAUAAGGUCAUUAUACUGUAUCACCAAGGUCUCCUCCAGCCAAAGAUUUCAGAGAAGCCUGGGGUUACAAGAUGUGCUUUCCAAGCUAUUUUGAAGAAGCACAAAGACACAGGCAAUAUUGAGGACCGUACAUGCAGUGGUCGUCCAAAGAAACGUAACGCAGCAGAUGAAAACACAUCGUGUCUACUUUCCUUUGACAUCUGAAGAUAUCCAGCAGUGCCAUCAGCAAAGAACUGGCAGAAACCAGUGGGUACACUUGUCUACUGUGAAUCGUGGUCAAAAAGCCAUACCUCCAAUAUGGAACCAAAGAUAAUCGCACAACUAUGCACAAAAAAAAGGAACUGGGGUGCAACAUUGGUGGACAGUAACAAAGUAAAUGUAGUGUACUUAAGUAUCUUCUUCACGUAUCUGUACUUUACUGAAGUAUUUCCAUUUGGGAAGAUUUUUUUAUUUGAACUUCAGUACAUUUUAAAGCCAAAUGUCUUCCUUUUCUGGAUUGGUAUCCAGGGUUUGCAAAAUAUACAUCAAAAUGUAUUUUAAAUAAAAAUACCCAACACCUUAACUUUUAGUGCAUCGAAAUAAACUACAAAAUACAGCAGCCACACCAUGUAUCAAAAUAAACGACUGUAUUAUUGUAUUUUAAAACAAACAAACUUUUACAAGGGAGCAUGAAAUUUCUUCGCAAACCUUCCAUCAAUUUGUUUGAUCUACUGUAUCCCUUCACCAUUACACUGACUCGGUUGAUUAAGUAAACAAUGUCUGAUAGCAACAGCGUUUCUCUGUCUGAGUCACGCGAUAAACUGAUAUAUACAAACCAUUUAACAGAUCAAAUAUUCACAUACAUUUCCCUGUGAUCUGUUUGACUGAUUAUCGUUCUAUUAAUAGAUUUGUGUCUUGUGAUAAAAAUGAUAAUACGACACUAUAAAUCAUAGUACUGUAGAUACUUAAGUACAUUUGAAAGCAAAUACUUGUUAAAGUUCAAGUUUAAGGAGAACUCAAGUACAUGGUUUGUGUUGUACCAUUGGGUGCAGAAAAGUGGCAGCAGGUGCUUUGGAUAGAUGAGUGAAAAUCUGAAAUAUUUGAUUUUACAAAUGAUGUUGGAGAUCUGGUCAGGAUUAACGGUGUCCUCACUGCUGAGAAAUACAAGCAGAAACUUAUCUAUCAUGCAAUACCACCAGAGAGGCAUCUGAUUGGCCCCAAAUGUAUUCUGCUGCAGGACAUUGACCCCAAACACACAGCUAAUGUUGUUAAGAACUAUCUUCAGCGUAGAGGAGAACUGAUGCUUGAUUUAAUUGGGAUUUCUCUUCUGUUCAUCUACUUUGUUAAUAGACCCAUUCUGUGCUCUGAUUGAGACUCUGGAUGAUCAGCACGGUGGACAUGACUCAGUCGGUGGUUUCGUCGCUGGUGUUACAGAACGGUCAUGGAGACGACGAUGAGCCAGACGACUCCGAGCCCGAGGACAUUUACCUGCGGGACAGGCGCAGGGCCAAGUCUCUACCGGCGUACCCCGAGCAGGCCGAUCUGUUCAGCCGUCUGUCCGAACGCUGCAGGAAGCGGGUCAAGUUCGCCGACGCCCUCGGCUUGAGUCUGGCCAGCGUGCGGCACUUCAGCAUCGCCGAGGAUCCCCAGGUGCCCUCCAAGGUGUUCGCCGCGCUCCGCCCGCGCCCCGCGCUCCACCAGGCGGAGGCGCCGCAGUCGGCGGAGUUGCGCGUCGCGCCGGAGGUCGCGGAGGCGCGCGCGCUCCGCCGCCGCGUCGCGCUCGAGAGCGCCUCGUUGUCCGGGUGGUGCGUGCGCGGGCUCGUGCGCGCCGGCGCCGCAGUCGACGCCGAGGUCGAAAUCGAAGUCGGCGUGCGCUACACGUUCAACCGCUGGGCGUCGUUCUCCGACGCGGCCGCCGCGCCCGUGCCUGGGGAGAGCGCGUCCGGCGGCCGCAGGUUCGCCUUCGCGGUGCACGUGCCGCCUUUCCUCGAGCCGGACGCCAGGGUCCACUUCGCCGUGUACAUGAGGACCGAGCGCGGGGAGUUCUGGGACAACAACGACGAGCAGAACUACUGCGUCGAGUGUGGCGGCAUGCUGUGAACACACCAAAAAAGUCUACACGUGGGUUUCUCUACUAGUUGGACACAGCUGCUUUUACUCAAAGCCAGUAGCUAUUUAUAAUAGUCAAUUCUAUUUCUAACAUUUACCAUUAAAACAAGACAUGAGCUACAUAUUGGCACACUUUCGGUCUGACCUGACCCAAAAAAGUCCAGUAAGCUCAUUUCCACUAGGUAACAUGUCGUGUUACAGUGCACCAAUAUGACACUAACUCUAUAUUUAUCUAUCAGCUUGGGUCUAGUAGACCAUUUGUCACUUGGGGGUCACAUGAGCUAAACAUGGUGGACACCAUGGCAAUAUGACCAACACUAACCUGAUGCUGGAUAUGCCUCAGACGUGUAACUCUGAAUUUCUGAGAAAACAAACAAAAAGCCCCUACAAGUCAGAAUUUCUUGUAAAGUCGGGAAGGUCUUCUCAACCUUGAGUUAAACAAGUGACGUCAUAUGAACGUGGCUGCUCGCAUCGUCAACUGUAGGCAAUUUAGGACUGUAGGUACAAGUAACUACUUAACAAUCGCAUUACAACAUACAGGAACAUUCUCUUGUAAAAUAUGUGUAUAGUGUUAUGAUGAGGUGAAUAUACAUCACUCAUCAUAGUUACCUGCGGACAUACGGAGGUCAAAUAUUAUGCAAUUUUGUCCUAAUUUCGUCCUAAAUUGUUGUUUUGAGAUGACAAUUGCAAUUGGGGGUAGCUCAAGUUGUACAGUCACUGAACCAAACAUAUCUGAUUGUAUUAUGUAAAGUAGACAGGACUGCUCAAAAUGUCCCCACAAAUCAAAUCAAGCGAAUAUUGUGUUAAAAAAGACUAACUGGGUGGUUUAUAUUAGCUAACAUGACAGCUUGAUUUAUGGGCAUUUAAAUACACCUGCAUUGUGUGUAGCAUUGUAACAAGUGUAGAACUGUUGUCUUGCACACAUUAAAUCAGUGCCAUAACACUUUACGGUCUGGUAACUGCUUCAGCACACACUUCUGUUUAACUCGUGGGGUCUUUACUGAGAAAUUAAAACUGUAAUUGAUAUAUAACUGUUAGGAAUCUGAAAAAAAAGACAGAAGUAAAAGGGAAGACAAUACAAUACUACUAACUCCAAACCUUUUACAAAACAGUCAGGUUACAUGAAUAACCAAGUGUAUAGUGUAGAAGGUGAAACCAAGUCCUCACAAAUCAGUCCAGUUUGUGUUAUAAAGAAAAACACGACCAAAUUUGUCAAGCCACAGUUUAGGAUCUUAUUAUUUUUAUUUUAUUUCGAAUUAAAACCUUAAAAUUAGGUUCUUUGCCACACCAAGUUUAGCAGCAACUUUCUGAUCCUCAACACGGAGGUAUGUAUGUUCAGUGGAUCUUGUGAACCUUGAAGUUUCCAGGGACAUGACCCAUUUUCGAUCCUGAAUCCAUAAAGCCUUCUACCUUUGAGAGUGCAUAUUAUGUUGUAUAUUGUUUUUACACGCUCUGAUGAAAAGAGUUGGUUUAAUUUGAGGGGGUUUUGUAAAAUUGUAGGCCUCAAACCACAAUACUGUAUAUGUCAAUUUCUAUGUAUAAUACAGCUAUUGAUUGUAGCAUAAUUCUUCCAAAAGCGAAUAAACCAAAGUAUGCAUCGAAGAGA